UGUGUCGGUGUAGCAACGCUGUGAAAAUCAUUCAGCACGUUUUUGUAUUCGUCCUAAUGUCACAAUGUGUUGUGGAAUACGAGUUGAGCUGGUUGGCUAGCUGUACUGACAUGAAGUACAUCUUCGCAACAGGUCGUGACGAAGAUUUUGUUGGUAUGGAGAAUGAUACCUUACCAGACUUUGCUCAGUUGGAACACUUCAUCAACAGCGAGAACGACGAACACAGCGACUAUUUUGCUGACACGCUUGCAAACCAAGAAGCGUCCCGACACAAUGAACCAAUUGUUUCUUCGGCAAUGGUCUCUUCCUGUGAUGUCGUUGUUGAUUCAUCAGAUCUGAUAGGGGCACACCGGCCACUUUCCAAUGCAUCAAGACAUAGCACGUUGACCAAUUUUAGUAACCACAACCACCAACACCGGUCUCGUAUUAGUGAAACUCUAAGGACUAGGGUACAAGAAAGACAGUACGGUGCCGGGGUCGGGACGUCCAUCUCCUGCGGUGCUUACCAAAUAUCGCACGGACUACCUGAUAGUCCACCAGACUCGGCGUCUGAACCACCAUAUUCACCCCCGGAAACGAAUCGCUCCUGCUCUAGUAUCGGAAACUCGCCUUUAGAUGACCAUGGUGCCAGUCAGCGCUAUGCCUUUCCUGCCGACACAUAUGGUUCGAUUUUUGGCACUAGCCUUGAUCUCAAGAGCGACUUGAUUAAUUCCCAGCAGCAACACCAAUCACCAGUCGGCUACGUGGGACCGGCUUCUAAUCUACAGCCUCACGGUCUUCAUAACUUGUUGUCUGCUGGUGCACAGGGAAGUCCUGGAACUAGCUCUGUCGUACCAUCACUUUCGGUCGGCUUGAGCAUGAGAUCUUGCGUGAAUUCCAGCGCUGCGCCUUCGAUUUACACCAUUGAAGAUCAUACAGGAAAUAGCCCGCUCAUCAACCUGGCACCUUUGAGUAGUCUGUCGGACAAGAAUUGUAGCGCUGGCGAAAAUGACGUCAUUCCGCCCAGUAGGACUGUCCAGCAGAAAAAGCGAAAGCUCUCGAUGACUGAAUGUUUCCCCAUCGGAGAAAAGGCAUUGGGUGCGACAAGUACUUCGCCGAGAGUCAAACAAGAACCACAGCCUUCUCCUGGAUCACUGGCCACAAGUCCACGUCAAAUAUCGGUUGUAGGUUCUGAUGAGGAUUACAGCUACGAGUUUAGUGCCGACAGUAGCAUGUUCAACGACAGCUACCAAUGCAUCCGUUUCCAGGCUUUCCAGCAAAACACUUGGCAUUUGCUUUUCGAUGGCAACUUUAAAGAGCUGCCAUUGCCGAAUUAUCGUGUUGAUGCUGACAAAGGUUUCAACUUUUCCAAUACUGACGAUGCUUUUGUUUGUCAAAAGAAAAAUCAUUUCCAGAUAACGUGCCACGUGCAGCAGAGUGGAGAGCCAUAUUACGUGAAAACUACAGAAGGACUCAAGAAGGUCGACAACUUUUACUUGCAUUUUUUUGGAGUCAAAGCGGAAGCGCCAAAUCAAAUGAUUCGAGUUGAGCAAUCACAAAGCGACCGCAGCAAAAAACCUUUCCACCCUGUCCUCUUGGAAUUACAACAAGAUCAAGUAUCCAAAAUCACGGUGGGUAGACUGCACUUUAACGAAACGACGGCCAACAAUAUGCGGAAGAAAGGCAAACCCAAUCCGGACCAGCGCUUUUUUAAUCUUGUCGUCAGCCUUCAGGCACACUGUGGUGACGCUACGUUUACUGUCAUAGCUCAUUCGUCUGAGCGCAUCAUUGUACGGGCUUCAAAUCCAGGCAUGUUUGAAAAUGAGGUGGAACAAAAUUGGCAACGAGGAACGUUUUCUGAUUCCAUUUUUCACGCUGGACGAGUUGGAAUUAAUACAGAUCGACCUGAUGAGGCCUUGGUGGUUCACGGUAAUCUUAAAAUUACCGGCCACUUGGUUCAACCGUCUGAUCGGAGAGCAAAGGAAGGCAUCGAAGAGGCGGAUACCAAGGAACAGCUGCGUAAUGUUCAAGCCUUACGUGUCGUUCACUAUAAGUACACUGAAGAAUUCUCCAAGACUGCUGGACUAAAAGAAGACGAACGUGGAGACACAGGUGUCAUUGCCCAAGAAGUCGAGUCCAUCCUUCCCGAUGCAGUUAGACCUGCCGGCAAUAUCGUUCUGCCUGACGGUAGACAAAUAGAAAAUUUCUUGGUUGUUAACAAGGAACGCAUUUUUAUGGAGAACGUUGGCGCUGUCAAAGAGCUAUGCAAAGUAACGGAUAACCUGGAAACCCGCAUAGACGAAUUGGAACGGAUGAAUCACAAACUGGCCAAACUGAAACGCCUCGAUAGCAUUCGCUCUUCGGCUAGUGGAUCAACAGUGAGCAACGUUAUGUCCAGUGUGAGUCGCCAUCGUAAACCUUGUGGCAAAUUUUCACCUUCUGAGAGAAACCCGAUUUGUGCAAAUCGAGUAAUCCAAGCUACGGUCAUCAUUUUGGUUAUGAUCAUGGCCCUAUGCUUAAUUGCCAUGGCUACACUGUACAUCCUCGAGUGGCAGAAGCGAAAUACGGACAUCUUGUUAGCUGAAACCAGUGGACAGAGAACGACUUCAGAAUUCCACACCGUGCUCAACUAUACAGAUCCAUCGUUGGACUACGUUUACUUACCUGAUGGUGAUCCAAUUUCUCAUGCGGAAAAUAAGACUUUCAAACCUCCAGACGUGACUACUACAUUGUCAACUAGUAAUUCUACAACUAUCAGCGUCAUUAGCUCUUCGCGUAGCAUUCUUUUGCCCGCGAAGCAAGAUGGAGUCGCUAGCAAUUUGACAUCGCGCUUCUAUACGUCUUUGACUAGUAGCAAACCUGAAGUCGUUGGUAGACCCGACGCAUGCGUAGCCACCGUCUCCUGCCAGAUCUACUGCUGCGCAAGUACUGCAUCAGGGAUUGCAACUACACAAGUUUGGACGAGCAUAACUACUCCGCGAAAUGACAUGCAAAAUGAAAGCACUGCUACAGAGCGCCCUCUUGUCACGUCCGCCACCAAUGAUGUAUCUAGCCAUUCGCCACCUGACGACGAGCUGGCCAAUAACGUCGAACAUUUUGAAAGCCAGGAAAGGAAAACUCACAACUUUGGAGGCCCUAGCGAUCUUUCGGGUGGCUUCAAUUUAAGAGAAAUCAAUAGACAGUUCAAUCUACAGAAGCAGCGAGACAAGAAAACUGGUCGUAUUCCCCGCCAGAAGCGCCAUUUGUUAACUCAAACACGAGAAUUCGGUUUCCGGGGUUCUACGGACGGUGAUUUCACACCAGCACGUUCUCACGUUCCCAGCGUCAAGCCCCCGUCUCAGGCGACAACCUGGGAUGGACGAGUCAGCUACAUACGCUUGGUGGGCUCCAACUUUAAUACAACACUGGGACCAAGCUACUGCAUGCCCAACAGUGACGAGUAUAUCCGAUGCCUCAAUGGUGACGCAGUCAACUACACGUACGGUAUACCGCUCAGCAAGCACAUGCCCGAUCGCAGUUUGACCCUACAAUUUCAUUUCACCAACAGCUUCAGUCUCCAGCCGGAUCAAUGCACGUCUCCUGUGCGUUUGGGUGCCUGUCCCGAUGGCCAGUGGGACCCGAUGGGAGCUAAUAGCAUUCAGCGGGGCCCCACUCUUAACCAUGUCGACUCGGUAGCCCGCACGUUCUUCAUUGAUGUUGGUCGUUCCUCAAUUGUGGCUUACCGCUUCCGUUUCCCUGUUCUUAGAGGGGACACAGUGGAUUUGUGCAGCAAACCGAAUACUUCAGCGGGAGGAGAAUACGUUGAAUAUAACUUGGUAUUCUACCGAGUCUGCGGAGAUUGAGUGUCUAACGUGAACGUGGUUUAGCUCUUUGAAAAUAAGCCUAACAGUUAACUACUACCUAGUGUCAAAGUUUAUGAAAAGUGAAUUAAAAUGCGUCGAUAAUAGACUGACAGUAAAUGGGAUGCAAUCAACAAUUGUCUCACAAAUGAGACCCCUUUCCGCGUGACAUUUCUUCGUCUAAAGGAAAUUCCUGAUUUUAAUUUGAGACAUCAUAUCUCAACUAUUCAAUUUCAGAAAGAAACCAUUCAUGCAACUUCAAUUUUUCAUUACAUCUUUUGCCAUUGUCGCUUUUUUUUUUACCCCCUCGCAAUCUCACUGUCCCCUUUUUUUUUCUUUAUUACACACAUAUUUACAUAUUUCAAUACUCAUGCUCCCGCCGUAUGAGAAAUUCGUGAAUUUUAGAAGCGGUUAGCAACUGGAUUUUACCCUAUUUUGUAUCCUGCUUUUUUUUAUUAUUAUUAUUUUGUCAAGUACCGUACCAGGUGUGCCAAUCGCUUCUGUUAACUUUUUAACCUUUAUUGCAAAAAUGCAUAUAUCCUUUAACAAGCAUAAUAUCCCGUAAAUUUUCGCUUGUUCAUGGAUGCCUCUGGACCCAAUUUAUUAACUGUUUUAAUGCCUGAUGUAUCGAUGUUAUGUGUCUCUCUUCUCUGUUUCUGAAAAUCGUUAAUAGUAUGUUGUCAGGAAGCAUUGAUUUUUAGUUGUCAAAUGUGCGUUCUUCUCCCUCAUAUCUCUUCAUAGACUGUAGAAUUCUUCUCCUAGAUUCACCGUAUUCAGCCAGACUACAUAACAUGUACACUGUACACGAUUCGCAUACUUUGAUGACAAAAUCCGCAUAACACAAUCGGCUGGUCAAAGAAAACCAGAUGUCGCUAGUACUGGGCUUUUCAUAGCUGUAGUCUAUGUAAGACGUAGAUGACCUUAAUUUUUGUUUCUUAACAAACGGAUUUUGUUUCUUAGAUCGCUAUCGUGUGUAGUAGACGUAAACCCAAAAUAUAUAAUACAUAUGAUACAGUACAUAUAUGCUUUUGUAUUAAGAGCCUUAAAAGCUACCUACCCUGACAUGGUUUCUAAGCUCUGUCGUUUCCUGUUUUUCUUUCUUUAACUUGGCCUUUCCAGUUUAUCCGUCCAUUAUGUAUGUGUAGUUUUCACGGUGUAGCGUUUUGUCUAUCUGUGUAGCAUGCACAACAAAUAUACCAGGUGAUUUCAAAUA
Molecule: messenger RNA, 5031 nt
Organism: Daphnia magna
Lineage: Eukaryota; Metazoa; Arthropoda; Branchiopoda; Diplostraca; Daphniidae
Product: myelin regulatory factor
Exons: 21
Coding region: 57-3821 (1254 amino acids)
Biological process (GO): protein autoprocessing; positive regulation of DNA-templated transcription
Cellular component (GO): endoplasmic reticulum membrane; nucleus
Molecular function (GO): sequence-specific DNA binding; DNA-binding transcription factor activity
Source: RefSeq, a predicted model, not a curated record